AUGGAAGAUGACAUAUCAUUGUUUGAUGCUAGUAUAUUAGAAGAGAUAGAUUUUAGUAAAUGUCAUGGAGAAUAUAAACCAGCCAUUUCUCAUAAAAAUCCUGGUUCCAAUCUCCGCCUGCGUCCACUAUCAUCAGGAGAUUUUAACCGAGGAUUUUUAAAGCUUUUGACACAAUUAACUCAAGUUGGUGAAGUAUCAAAGAAGCAAUUUAUAGAAAGGUUCAAUUCUAUGAAAGCAAGUCCUGGUGGUUAUUAUAUCUUAGUUUUAGAAAACACAGAAACAGAAGAAGUUAUAGCAUCUGCUACUCUAGUUGUGGAAUUUAAAUUCAUACACAAUGCUGGUGCUAGAGGUCGUGUUGAAGAUGUAGUUGUUAGUAAAGAUUAUAGAGGAAAACAACUUGGUAAACUAUUAUUAGACUGCUUGACAUUAUUGGCACCUAAAGUUGGUUGUUACAAAUUAUCAUUAGAAUGUAAAGAUCCACUGGUAGAUUUUUAUACAACAUUUGGUUUUUCUAAAGAGGCUCAACAGAACUAUUUAGUACAGAGAUUUUGGGAUUAA
Molecule: messenger RNA, 558 nt
Organism: Lottia gigantea (owl limpet)
Lineage: Eukaryota; Metazoa; Mollusca; Gastropoda; Lottiidae
Exons: 5
Coding region: 1-558 (185 amino acids)
Biological process (GO): UDP-N-acetylglucosamine biosynthetic process
Cellular component (GO): Golgi apparatus; endoplasmic reticulum; endoplasmic reticulum-Golgi intermediate compartment
Molecular function (GO): monosaccharide binding; glucosamine 6-phosphate N-acetyltransferase activity
Source: RefSeq, a predicted model, not a curated record